Messenger RNA from Capsaspora owczarzaki ATCC 30864, 1517 nucleotides. RefSeq names its product queuine tRNA-ribosyltransferase. Gene Ontology annotation, molecular function: tRNA-guanosine(34) queuine transglycosylase activity. NCBI's taxonomy places the organism in Eukaryota, Filasterea, Ministeriida, Capsasporidae. Gene Ontology annotation, cellular component: cytosol. Bases 1 to 1425 code for a protein of 474 amino acids. The record is from RefSeq and is a predicted model, not a curated record. The transcript has 8 exons.
AUGUCUAAGGUGACGACUAGAGUAGGAACCAGGAAAUUGAAUCAGAAUCAAGCGGUUGCAGCCGUCGCAUCGGCCUCGGUCGCCGCAGCAGUGUCCAGCGCGAGUGCCAGUGUGUCGUCUGUCGCUGCUGCUGCCGGUGUUGCUGGGGCUGCUGCGGCUGGAGCUGGAUCGGCUGCCGGUCUGCCGUCGUCCGUCUCGCCCGCGCUCUCGUUCCAAGUCACUGCCAGGUGCUCAACCACCAAGGCGCGCGUCUCACGGCUGGUGCUUCCUCACAGCACAGUCGACACGCCAGUGUUCAUGCCGGUCGGCACCCAGGGUACGAUGAAAGGGCUGACCAGCGAGCAGGUCGAAAGCUUGGGCUGCCAGCUCAUUCUGGGCAACACGUACCAUCUUGGCACACGUCCGGGACCCGCAUUGCUGCAACAGCUCGGUGGACUGCACAAGUUUAUGAACUGGAAUCGCUCUCUUCUGACGGACAGCGGUGGCUUCCAAAUGGUCUCGCUUCUUGCUCUUGCAGAAAUUACAGAGGAGGGUGUGCGAUUCCAGUCCCCGCAUGACGGCAGUAUGCUCAUGUUGACGCCCGAAAAGUCCAUGGAGCUCCAGAAUGUCAUUGGCGCCGACAUCAUGAUGCAGCUCGAUGACGUGGUGAGCAGCCUCAUUUCCGGGCCGCGCGUUGUGGAGGCCAUGCAUCGCAGCAUCCGAUGGCUUGAUCGCUGCAUUGAGGCGCACUCGGCACCUCACAAGCAGAGUCUGUUCGCCAUCAUCCAAGGCGGUCUUGAUAACAAUCUCCGAACACAGUGUGUCGCAGAAAUGGUCAAGCGUGACCUUCCAGGAUACGCGAUUGGCGGAUUGAGUGGAGGUGAACAAAAAGACCCGUUCUGGCGUGUUGUCGACCACUGCACGAAUUUGCUACCUGAAAACAAGCCUCGCUAUUUGAUGGGCGUUGGUUAUGCCGUGGAUCUUGUGGUGUGCUCUGCAUUGGGCGUCGACAUGUUUGACUGUGUUUUUCCGACGCGAACAGCGCGAUUUGGCACUGCUCUUGUGUUUGAAGGCUCGCUACCUCUCAAGCAUCGCAAGUACGCCAACGACUUUGCGCCCAUUGAAGCCGAUUGCACCUGCAGCACUUGCCAAAACUACACGCGCGCCUAUCUGCACUCGAUUGUCACGCGCGAAGAAGUCAGCUGCCAUUUGGUUAGCAUCCACAAUAUUGCCUUCCAAAUGCGCCUCAUGCGCGGCAUUCGGCAGGCAAUUGAACUCGACCAAUUUCCCGCUUUCGUGCACCGCUUUUUCGCUGCCCAAUUCCCCGACCGCAACUUCCCGCAGUGGGCCAUUGACGCCUUGCGCGCCGUCAACAUUGAUCUUGCGCCUGGCUCUGCGCCCAGCUCCACGAGCGAGGCCAUGCCUGAGCCCAUGCAGCAGAACUAGCGCUGGGAACAAUUCGGGCUCUUCCUGUUGUGGCUGCUGUUGCAUGAGUAUGCCGUGUAUUUCUUGUAAUACAAUCAUCACAGACAAAGGCA